UUCGAUCUCUUUGUGCAUACAUUACACAUAAAAUAGAAAUGGCUUCCACAGGUUUCUUGUUGGUGACCCCUGUGCUUCUCCUGUCACUCAUAGUUAUUGCCUCUGCAAACGAUUAUGGAUAUGCCCCGAAGCCAAACUAUGAGGAAAAACCAAAACCCGAAAAUAAACCUCUUCCCACAAAACCAGACUAUCAUUGGAAACCAAAACCCGAAUGGUUUAACAAGCCUCUUCCUAAAACACCAUAUUUUGAGAAAUCAAACCCAGAAAAAGAGGAUACGCUACUCCCGACAAUCAUUGGUAUUCAAGGGACUGUUUUAUGUAAAUUAGGCUCGAAGAUCUUCCCACUUAAAGGAGCCAUUGUAAGAAUAACAUGUCUAGGUAUUGAUGAGAAAGGCUACGAGACAGCUCCUUUCUCUAUACUGACUCAUGGAUGCGAUGAAAACGGCUACUUCUUUGCAACAUUAUCAGGGCUUAAAAAUAAUUGGAAACUUAAGGAAUGCAAGGCAUUCCAAUAUUAUUCUCCAUUGGAAACUUGUAAAGUUCCUAUUGACGUUAAUCACGGUAUAAGUGGUGAUCUCCUAUCUUCGUAUCGCAUCCUCAACGACAAGCAUACCAAGUUGUACUCUGUGGGGCCUUUCUUCUACACCUCAGAAUCCCAGUCAGCCCCCGGUGGUGGUGGUGGUGGUUAUUAGAGAACAUAUAUUAUUUGCCUAUAUAUAGGCUAUAUGUUAAUUGUUUUGUUUUUGUUUCUUUUCUUUUUUUAAUUAGUUUCUCAAGUGGAGCUUUGUGAAAGGUGGGGGAUUGAGUUUUGCUGUUUAUUACAGAUUUUUAUUGGUGGUAGGAGAUUAAAGCCUCUACCAUCUGGGAGAUUUAUAAUAAUUAAGACUUGCAUGUUGAAUUAAUAA
This is a messenger RNA of Alnus glutinosa, 905 nucleotides long. Its product is annotated as protein SEED AND ROOT HAIR PROTECTIVE PROTEIN-like. The record is from RefSeq and is a predicted model, not a curated record. Bases 39 to 692 code for a protein of 217 amino acids. The transcript has 2 exons. NCBI's taxonomy places the organism in Eukaryota, Viridiplantae, Streptophyta, Magnoliopsida, Fagales, Betulaceae.